This is a messenger RNA of Saccostrea echinata, 2245 nucleotides long. RefSeq names its product DNA endonuclease RBBP8-like. Bases 104 to 2143 code for a protein of 679 amino acids. Gene Ontology annotation, biological process: DNA double-strand break processing involved in repair via single-strand annealing; double-strand break repair via homologous recombination. The transcript has 6 exons. NCBI's taxonomy places the organism in Eukaryota, Metazoa, Mollusca, Bivalvia, Ostreida, Ostreidae. Gene Ontology annotation, cellular component: site of double-strand break. Gene Ontology annotation, molecular function: Y-form DNA binding; flap-structured DNA binding; damaged DNA binding. The record is from RefSeq and is a predicted model, not a curated record.
CCCCAACAAAACAAGAAGGAAGCAGAAGGUCUCUCUAAAUUACAGUCUGAGGAGUGAGAGUCCAGACUCAACAAGCCGCAAUACUCCACACAAACCUGAUCUGAUGGCACAAAAAUCAGCUGGGGGGACAAGUGAUAGUAAACAGCAAGGCUCCAGCUCAGAGGAUGGAGAUAAAGCCUCCAAAGUCAGCCCUGGUAAUGAAAAAGGUCCAAAACUACGCCUCAAGUCUCGGAAACGUAACAGAUAUACAGAGGAUCCUUCUCCUGAAAACAAACGUCUAAAACAGUCCAGUGGGGAGCUAGGAAAAACACCUCUCCAUAUCCUGGUGCCUGAAACCUGUGAUCCUGAUAUCAUCCCUGUGUAUCAGGAGGGUUUGCCAGAGAACGUUGAGAGUGAGGGGUUCUGUCACAAAGAGGAGAGGGUUCCAGAUACAGAGGCUGUGGGGAAAGGAACUUCAACAUCAGACAGUGAGUCUGACAUGACCCACGAGGUGACGGGAAAUCGUUACAGUCUCAGAAGCUCUCUGUUCAGUCCAUCCUCCACGGAUUCAGACACUGUCAAAUCACCAAAGAAAAAGGACGAGGAAAGGAGCAUGAAAGAGAGCUUGUCUAAUAGUGCUAACCAUGAUAGUGCAAACAAAUCUACUAUACUCACAGACAAGAAGGUAAAAACAUCAGAGGAAAUUAUAUCUUUAGGAGAGAAAGGUGAUGGGUAUAUUCAGUCCUCUCCAAUAUUCCAGAUUUACAGAAAAUCCAAUAUGGAGUCCCCUGAUGUAAACAGGAAGGAAGCUUGUGGAGAUGAUGAUGCCGAGUCUCCAUUAUUGCUGAAGGUCACAAGGAGUACAGAGAACCAGACCAGUCCAGCACAGACAAGGCUCUUUGAUGAGGACUGUAUCUCAUCUCCUGCUGCCAACACUUCAUUUAAAAAUUUUAAAAAUCUGUCUCAGGGUAGACGAAAAGGGAAACUGAAUCAAAGCAAAUUGACUAUCUCUCAGGAAAGGAAGAAGAAAAUGGAAGCUGGCGAGGAUUGGCUGAAUGCUUCAAAACCAGCAGCAAAGGAUUCCCCAACCAUGAGACAAAGCACACUAAGUCAGGUGUUUAUGAAUAUGCCUUCCAAACCACAGCCAGAAAAAACAGAAACAGAGAAUAUCCAAAAAGCAAUAGAACUGUCACUGAAAGAUGUGUCACAUAAUCCGGGAAGGAAGAGUUCUGAAACUUCUGACUUGAAAAGAAUCGAGAAAGAAAAUAUCUCUCCCUUCAAGAGACCUUUAACACCACGGAAAUGUAAAAACAAUGAACAAAGACAGAAUAGUCUUAAAGUCAAAAGACGAAAUAAAAAAAGUCCCUCUAUUGACUGUGAUCCUGAUGAAACGGUUGGACCAGGAUCACUCAAUACUGGACCUACAGAGGCAUCCCAAGGUCAGAUGUCUAUGCUGCCUGCCCUGAAUGGUAGUGUUGAUCCUGGGGUACAGCUCUCUUUGUUAUGUGAUGACUCUCAGAGUUUAAAAUCUGAUGACUUACCAGACAUAGAUCCAGAUCCUGUAGGGGACAGUAGCCAUGUUGGAAACCUGACGGAUUUUAGGAUUGAAGAUUUGAGGAAGUCCACCAAUCCACUGACCUCCACCUGUAUUGAUGUGGAUGAUCCACCAGGUGGUGAAGAGGAGGAGUCUCAAUCUAUUCCCUGUAGUAUGAAGUUUGGAGGUUGCAGGAAAAGAUUUAUCAGGAUUCCUGAAAACUUCUCAGAAGAACCAGGGAACAAUUUCCAAAGUCUAGAAGAGGAUGGUUUUAUUCCAAAGCAUGAAGACAGCUUUGAUAGAGUCCCCAGUAAGGAGCAGCCAAACUUCGCCCAUGUGGAUGUUGUCAGGAAACAGGACGAGAGAAGAAAACUACCAGCUCACAAAUGUGAUGAGUGCAGGGAGUACUAUGAGGGGCUGGGUCUUUCUGAAGAGGAGAUACAAAAGAGAAUGCAGACAUGUUCCCGACACCGAGCUAAACAUGCUGCCCCCGGAACACCAGAACACUUCUGGGAUAUUGGUAUGGAGGACACACUGGAAUGUGAGGAAAGAGGUUAUGUUCAAACAAAAGACCCUGAUAAAGAAAAGCCACGAUUCAGGAGAAAAAGACAACUGAACAAAAUGUUUUAGUGGAAGUAAGGAAAGUUAAUGCAGCUGAUUAAAAGUGAGAGGAAGAGUUAAAACAGAUGAUAGGAGAGGAGCAAGGAUUAAAACAACUGAUUGGAGUGUAAC